Messenger RNA from Haliotis rubra (blacklip abalone), 4386 nucleotides. Its product is annotated as dual specificity protein phosphatase CDC14AB-like. The transcript has 16 exons. NCBI's taxonomy places the organism in Eukaryota, Metazoa, Mollusca, Gastropoda, Lepetellida, Haliotidae. Gene Ontology annotation, molecular function: protein serine/threonine phosphatase activity; protein tyrosine/serine/threonine phosphatase activity. The record is from RefSeq and is a predicted model, not a curated record. Gene Ontology annotation, cellular component: kinociliary basal body; mitotic spindle; nucleolus. The coding region runs from base 313 to 1998 and encodes 561 amino acids. Gene Ontology annotation, biological process: microtubule cytoskeleton organization; regulation of exit from mitosis; protein dephosphorylation.
CGUGCCUAUUCCCGUCUAUUCGUUCUGUUCAAACAUGGCCGUCAGCUAAACAGACGAUAGUGAAUUUGACAUUUUGAAAUAGCUGUUCAAUAUUUGGGUUUAUUCCCGGACUUCUGGAUCUGCCAUCACUUCAUGCAUUUGGUUAAUUACUAUAGAAAGCAUAUCGGAGACACUUGGGGAUCUACAGAUCCCAGAUUGGCCAGGGUUCUUCCCAUGCAUGUGAUUACAGAUCAAGACUCAGUUGUAAACAAAUCCACAGGUCUUACUUCGCGUGAUAGAAUUUGACACUCGAGGUUAGGCUACUUUCAAAUUAUGGCAGAUGAACAUGAUAUCAUAGGAAGCGCAUCGGAGUUUAUAAAAGAUCGCCUCUAUUUUGCAACCUUGCGAGUGAAGCCAAAAUCUACAGCCCAUACUCAUUACUUCUGCAUAGAUGAAGAACUUGUGUAUGAAAAUUUCUAUGCUGACUUUGGACCCUUGAAUUUAGCUCUUCUCUACAGAUACUGUUGUAAAGUGAACAAGAAGUUAAAGUCGUUCUCCCUCGCCAAGAAGAAGAUUGUACACUACACAAGCUUUGAUGCCAGGAAAAGAGCCAAUGCAGCAUUUCUCAUUGCAUCCUAUGCUAUCAUAUACCUGAAGAAGACACCAGAGGAGGCAUACCGGCCACUUGUUGCAGGGUCUAACCCACCAUUCUUACCGUUCAGGGAUGCGUCCUUCGGAGCUUGUACCUACAACCUCACCCUCCUUGACUGUCUCCAUGGGCUGAGCAAGGCUCUAGCUAAUGGUUUUUUCAACUUUGACACAUUUGAUGUGGAUGAGUAUGAACACUAUGAGCGGGUAGAAAACGGCGACCUUAACUGGAUCGUUCCUGGCAAGUUCCUUGCGUUUAGUGGGCCGCAUCCAAAGAGUCGUCUAGACUAUGGCUAUCCUCUGCAUGCACCUGAAGCAUACUUCCCUUACUUUCGGAAACACAACGUUACAACAAUAGUUCGGCUCAACAAGAAGAUCUAUGAUGCCAGGCGCUUCACAGAUGCUGGGUUUGACCACUAUGAUCUCUUCUUCAUUGAUGGCAGCGUUCCGAGUGACAGCAUCGUGAGACAGUUCCUGGAGUUGUCCGAGCACACUGAUGGAGCUAUUGCAGUACAUUGCAAAGCUGGUCUUGGGAGGACGGGCUCGUUGAUAUGCUGCUAUAUGAUGAAGCACUACAAGUUCACAGCAGCAGAGGCCAUUGCUUGGAACAGGAUAUCUCGGCCUGGGUCCGUCAUCGGGCCACAGCAGAACUUCCUAGAAGAGAAACAAGCUUGGUUGUGGAUGCAAGGAGAUCUAUUCCGAGCCAAACAGAAAGAAAGAAGUCGUGAGCGGUAUGGGGGCGUGUCAAAGAUCCUUACGGGUGUGGAUGACAUGUGUAUACAGGAUGCCCUGGACUCAGACAAGUACAGCUAUGGCAAAUACCAUGAUGAGGACAACAUAUACUCGGGGCCUGUGACAAGGAGUAGUGCCAUUGAGACACAAGGAGACAAGUUGAACCAGUUGAAGAUGCAGAGGAGGCAUCCUCGGUCAGCCACCACUGGAGCACUAGGUGUCGAUGAUGGCAAAGUACACAAGAGGUCGACAACACAGCCUCUACGUAUGGCAGGGUCAAAGAGUGCUCAGGGAGUUAUGUCCCCUUUGAAAUCCUCCAAGGUCUCCUCAGCUGUGCUUGCAAACAACCACGCUAACGCAUCCACCAAGCGCAGUACACGAUUGACGGGAAGUUCACUAACAAGCGCCAAGAGAAAACAUCAACAGUAUUGUUUGAGGAAAACCAUUCAGUCUAGCAGCUGGACUAGGCGUAGCCUUGAUUUAGAAUCAGACUACCAUGAUAAUAAGAGUUUGGACAAUAAAAGCAACCUGUAUUCUAGUUCGAGGGAUAUUUAUAAAACCACAGCUGAUAUCAACAGUUCCUGGCCCUACAAAUAUCACUUACGCUCCAACUAUACAAUCGGUUCCUCAUACUCGUAGUGUGAAGACCUCCCAUCUACGAUGAUAUCAACCACUGUUCGAGCAACGCCCACCAACCGAGAGUCACAACGUUGUUAUUGUCCAUAUUUCCUGGCGUGAGGAUUUAAGAAUGUGUACAGUUCUAUUUUUAUAGGGGAUUCACUUAGUCACAUACUGCCCUGCUUCAGAUGUAUGUAGAUAUAUUUGGUCAUGUGGAGCAUGGCAGAUAAAUAAACCAGUUACAUGUACAGAAAAACCAACAUUCAGCAUGUAUGCAAACAUAUUUUGUUACAUAUUAAUUAUUAAACAAAUGUAUUAAGAUCUUAACAAAUCAUAUUUCCAUGCCUCAGUUCUUAUGGCUCAUAAGGAAUGUUUUACCUAUUCUUUUAAUAUGUUACAUGUAGUAUUAAAUUACUUGGAACAUUUUAAAAUGAAAUUUCUACACAUGAACUAUAUAUGAAACUAUUCUGUAGGGAGUGUAUUGGUUAUAUUUUAAACCCAGUGAAGAAGAUUGUAUUUACACUGGGAGGCGGAGGUAACUGUUGUAUCAUCUAUGCAUGUCAUAAUAUUUAGUACAACACCCAUCUAGCAACGUUGCUCCUGCAGGCGUAUUUACAAGUCUGUUUUAUGUUCUCAUUUCCCUUUUAAUGAAUCAUAAUGACAUGUAUAUUUUUAGUCUUAAUACGGAGUGGUCAGAAGUUCACAGUCUGUGUUUAAUAUCCUGGUUUUUCCAAGUUUUAAUCUUAUCCUUAUGAUUAAUGAUUGCAUUAAAAGAUAUAUAUAUAUUGAUUGAUGAAUAGAUAUUUCCAGCAUGAACACAUCUUGGUGUUUAGGUGGCGAGAUAUUAGACUGUUUUGAUUAUAUCAGAGUUGUUCUGUGAUAAUGGCCUCUUUUAAGGUUUGCAUGUUACGUUCUGUUCUUUUAUACCAUGUUGAUGUGUCUAACUCACAUGGUUGAAAUUUGCUGUUCCCCCGUUGUUGGUUGGUGUAUGGUAGUUACAGGUUUAUAUACCAAUCUCUAUACAAAUAUUGAAAGGAGCAGUGCUCAGUAUUUAUUUAUUCUAAAGGUUUUAGGUAGACAUUUUUAACAUGUGAUGCAAAUGUUUGCUUCUGUUCUGAAAUAUAAAUGACCUGCUCACUUGGUAGUUUUGUUUGACAAAUGGAUUCCACUUUUGAAGGUCGGAAAUAAUGCAUGGUAAUUAAUUAGUACCACCUGUCUAUAAUAUGACUGUAGCAAGCUAGGUUUGUUACUGUAUUUUUGUAUGUUAACCCAUAUUUAUUAAAUGCUUCUUAUGAAACAUGUCAAACAGUUUCUCAUGUUUGCCAGAUUUUCUAAAUGUGAAUUGUGUGCACAGAAGUGGAGGUUCUACCAUUUGCUGCCUUGGUUAAUUUCUGUCGAGUCGAUCAUCCAAAGAUUGUUUAUUAUUAAAAUCUUCCUUAAGUGUGUCAUUUAGAGGGCCAGUUGGAAAUGAGUGUGUAUGUGUGUGUGUACUAAUAAUAGUUUAUAAAGUUUUCAUUUCACUAGAACAAUAAUUGUUUUCAAUGACUGUCAAAAUUGAGCAAUCAAGUGAAUUAAAAUUUACUCAUGAUUAAUUAAACUGAUGAAAGUCUAUGGAUAAGUUUUUGGAAAGUUUUAUGAAAUAAAUAUAAAGGAAUUGGUUUUCAGUUUGUAGAAAUUUAAUGUGAGAUGAUGCCACAGCUAUUACAAGCAUAAUGUUGAUGUGAGCGAAGCAAGCAAUAACACUUGUAUGGUUGAUGAAGAGAAGUUUAUAUGAAGAGAUGGUUCGCAAUAAUAACAUUUCUCUGUGAUCUCUGUAAGGAACAAAAACUAUCUGCUGCCUGCGAACAUAAAGUUAUAAAAACAAUUCUUUGUGACAACCAGAAGCCUGAAGCAAGCUUUCAUUAUGUAAAUAAACACAUUCAGAGAGUUGUCUCCCUUCAGUUGACCAAUCCUCACAUUGAAAAACAUGAUGAUGGUCUUUAUGAUGUGUCAAUAACACAUAAUCUGACUUACUGCAGUUCACUAUACGUUCACAUUUCUGAAAGGACAAAAUUAACUGUUUUCAUCAUUUUAUGUGAUAAAUUUAUGGCCAAAGAUAAAACUAUUUGUAGACUAUUACUAUGAAAGUAAUUAAGAAUUCUGGCUAAGUUCUUCCUUGAAAGCUGCAGUUUGGAGAACAAUUGACCAUGUUAAACUGUAGCUAGACUGUCUCCUGGUCUCUUGUCUUCUUUUGGGAUCAGCCAGCUGCUUCUUUCCCUGCUCCUGUAUGUGGGCUUUAGUUUGUCGGCAUGUUAGGGUGUAACUGUACAUGCUCAUAGAAGGAUUGUCAUGGUUGUAUAUUUGAUACUAUUUUAUCAUACAAUGCUAUUGACAUUUAGAAAAUAUGAAUUAAAAUAUAUUACAAUGAAA